Molecule: messenger RNA, 2358 nt
Organism: Patiria miniata (bat star)
Lineage: Eukaryota; Metazoa; Echinodermata; Asteroidea; Valvatida; Asterinidae
Product: calpain-A-like
Exons: 12
Coding region: 235-2298 (687 amino acids)
Biological process (GO): proteolysis
Cellular component (GO): cytoplasm
Molecular function (GO): calcium-dependent cysteine-type endopeptidase activity
Source: RefSeq, a predicted model, not a curated record
UAUACAGUCGUAGUACCGUACACAUCAGCUGUUGAAAUCGAGAAACUCAUGAAAAUGGUGGCGGCGGAUCGCGUCGAAAUAUCUAUUGAAAAUAUUUAGUGAUUGUCAGAGGAAAAUGAAAGAAGGGUGGCCACAGAAGUAGUUCAAGUGACUGACAUUGUAGUCUGCCGAGAUUUUUGAGAAUUCGAAACUCUGUUUCUUUAUUUUAAAGAUGAGAUCUUCAUCUGUAUAAAUAUGGGAUGUAGUGCGUCAUUAGAAGAUAGUGGUUACAUUAAUAACAGAGGUCCAACGCACACCAUCCACCCGCCACCAACAAAGAACCACACCUAUGGUAAUUUCUACAAUGGAUACCACAGUCCAGCAUCGCCGCCAUCGUACGAUUACUCCCUGCAUUCCCGGCAGCAAGAACCAACAAAUCAAUUGACAUGGUAUCCGAACCAACCACCAGGUAUCGCAAGUUACCACCAUGGUGUGGCAACUAUAAAUCCGCCUUUAGCUCCGCCCCAAAUUAAGACCAGCCAACAAGCCGGAGCUAAGUCCAAGAGGAUAUCCAAAACAAAAGGACCACAAGCAUCCCAGGAGACCGUUUCCAAGACGCCAGGCCGGACGAUACACCCAUCUCGUGAAACAAGCUCACCCAAAGAUCACUCGAACUCACGGUCGGUCAUCAAAGAUGAGGCAGAGGUUUGGAGGAGUGGGAUGAAAUUGGAGGAACCGGAACCCGAAGAGGAACUUGAAGAACCGCAUCCGGAUCACGAACUCAUAUUAGGAGUAACAGAGGAUUAUGUCGCAUUUAAGAAGCGUCUAGAGGGCACGCUGGACGGCACUCUGUACGAAGACCCUGACUUUCCUGCCGAUAACUCAUCACUCUUCCUGGACGCCGAGAAAAACCAAAACAUUGUCUGGAAGAGACCAUCUGAAAUCUGUAAUGAGCCACGAAUGUUUGUGGAUGGCACUAGUCGCGAGGACGUCAUACAAGGUACUCUAUCGGAUUGUUGGUUCCUAGCGGCGUGUGCUGGUAUCGCUCAACAUAAAGACCUAGUCAGAAAGAUUAUUCCAGAGAAUCAGUCCUUGGUCCCGCCGGGCUACGUCGGAGCCAUUCACUUCAAGUUCUGGCGUUUCGGACGCUGGGUGGACGUGGUCAUCGAUGACCGACUGCCCACAAAGAACAACAGACUGGUGUUUGCUUCGUCAAGUGAAAAAAACGAGUUCUGGCCAGCACUGAUGGAGAAGGCAUAUGCAAAACUGAAUGGUACCUAUCAGGGCUUGAGUGGUGGUAUGGCGGCGGACGCUUUCGUUGACCUGACAGGUGGAUUGUCAGAAGUCUUCUUGUUUACUCAGGAGAGUGUCUCGGCAGAUUUCUAUGCGCUGUUGUACAAAGGAGCCAUGACGCGUGCCUUCAUGGCUUGCUCUAAGAAGAAUCCCAACUUUCAGAACGUGACCGCAGAUGACAGCGGCAUAGUGCCCGGCCAUUCCUACACCAUCACUGACGCGCAGGUUGUCUUCCUAAACACAAAUAAAAAGAAGAAGAAGAACAAAAAGAAAUCCGAGGCGAUCACAAAACUGCUGAGGGUUAGAAACCCAUGGGGCAACAGCACGGAAUGGACGGGUGACUGGAGUGACAAUUCAUCAAAGUGGAAGAAACUAGAAGCAGAAGAAAGAGAAAGAAUGAAUCCCAAACGUCAGGAUGAUGGAGAGUUUUGGAUGAGCUUUGAAGAUUUCUGUAAGAAGUUCAACUCUGUCAUCAUGUGCACGCUGGGACCUGACUUUGACGGUGACGGCAAAGCAGAUAUUAACGAAUCAGGUGGAGGUUUUCAUAUGCUUGACAUGCGAGGGCAUUGGAUUAAGAACGUCAGCGCUGGAGGCUGCGCCAACUUCGACACGUUCUACUCUAACCCUCAAUUCAGCUUUACACUCUUACAACCAGAUGACAUUCACUCAGCCGACUCGGACGAGAAGCGAGGCAAGUGUUCCAUAAUCAUCGCAGUGAUCCAGGAGUAUCGUCGAUCCAAGAAGAAUCUAGCUCCUAAGAAACAACAGAUAGGAUUCAGAAUCUAUGAGACGGAUGAUCCCGAUCAUCCUCAGAGUCAGCAAGAACUCCAGCAUCUAUCGGAAGUCGGCCGAUCUGGUUCUUUUAUCAACUACCGUCAAGUCUACCGACGAUUCACGCUCGCCCCGGGCAGUUACAUCAUUCUGCCAUCCACGUUCAAUCCAAACAUUUCAGGAUCCUUCAUGGUGCGUGUGUUCACAGAGAAGCGAGCCGUGUGCAAGACGCUUGGGUCAUUUGUUGAGACUUGAUAGUCAGUGGCGUAACUAUGUGGCACGGAGGGUACACCCCCCCCUAACAGAUGUCCGCCC